Cuscuta campestris is the source of this 1736-nucleotide messenger RNA. The record is from the annotation of a GenBank genome assembly. Lineage: Eukaryota; Viridiplantae; Streptophyta; Magnoliopsida; Solanales; Convolvulaceae.
CCCAAUUUUAAUUUAACUUUAGAUUUUCAACGUACCAAAAUAAUGGAACCAACCAAAAAAACCCGAACCCUAGUUGGGGUACAUCUUGGGUAUAUGCAAACAUUUUUGAAGUCUACAACCUUCUGCCAGCAAAAAAAACGGAGCAAUGGCAGGAACGGGCACCCAAACCUCUUCAUCAGGCAUCGCUGAAUCCCCAUGCUCUCACCUUCCGGCGGACAUUCUGGGGAUGAUCUCCAAGCGUCUAGACGACGCCGUCGGUAAUCUCCGCCUCCGCUCGGUCUGCUCUACUUGGCGCUCGGCCGUCCCGCUUUCAAAACGUGCUCUUCAUAUCUCGUUCAAAAAGGGCUUCCCCACCUUCAUUGACCCCAACCGCCGCGGCCACUUUUCUCUGUCCAGCAGCACCGUCUACUUACUCCGACCGGCAGCGGGGGCUGCUGAGGGAAACGAUUGUCAGAUUUUUCCGUGGUGGUUGCUUAGGGUGGAAGGGAAAGACGGAUUCAGAAAGUUCCGCCCACUGAGUCCAUUUUCGAGAAUCUUCACGGUCCUCAUGAAGGAUCACUUCCCGAAAGGAUUUCCCAGGGGUGUUAACUUGUUGGAUGUUCAGAUCCACGAAAUCCGUAAGGCUUAUAGUUUGGAUUUUGUGGAAGAUGGCAAGAAGAUUGAGAACAAUCUUCUGCAGACUAGGGCUAGAAAAGUGGUUGUUUCAUCAAGUCAGUGGAGUGCAAAUUCUGGUGAUGGUGAAGGAUUUUAUGCUGUGCUUGGCCUGUUUCGCGCAAAAUUGGGGUUUAUCAAAUCAAAUGAUGAAAAAUGGAGUCAAAUUGAGGAUACUGGGAGGUGUGUAUACGAUGACAUCCUGUAUAGUGAAGUGAAAGGAGUGUUUUAUGCCGUUGAUAUAUCAGGUAGGCUGGUGAUGAUUGAUAGGGACCUCAAGGCUAAAGAGGUUGUAUAUGGAUUUGGCUUCAGUGGAUGUCAAAAGAGGCAUUUGAUUGAAUCAAAUGGAGACUUGUUCAUGGUUGUUGAGUAUGAUGAACCUGAGCUUUACAUGUCAGAUGGUGAGGAUGCCUUUGAAAUUGAUGACUACAGUUUCAAAUACACCAACCUUGAGUUCCCACUUCAUCUGAAGGUGUUCAAACUCAGCAAGAACGAAUGGGAAUAUGUGCCUUCUUUGGGUGAUCAAGUUUUCUUCAUCGGGGACGAUUGCUCCUAUGUUGUCUCAGCCCAGCGUUUUGGAUUGAAAGGAAAUUGUGUUUACUUUACUGCUGACGAUUUCAUGGAUGAGAAUGAGAGUGAUUUAACGAUUGGGAACAUAUGCCCGGAUGCUGGUGUCUUUUGCCUUGAGGAUGGGCGUUGUGCAUCUUUGGCUUCAUCCCCUGAACAUGCUCAGCUUUUCUUGAACUGUCCUGUGUGGCUCAAGUCUCCUCCCAAAACCAAGUCUAAGGCCAAGAGGAAAGGUUCCAAGAAAUGAGAGUAUGGAUUUUCCCCCUCUAUUUGCUCUCUAAACUUGUAAUUUGUUAAAUCCCUCCAUAGUAUCGUUUGUUCUGUUUUCAUCACAAGGGAUGGUACUUGUGAUUUGUGUGUUUGAUUGGUCAUGCAAUGCCAUAUCUUGGUAAUACACUAAGGUAGUGUUUGGGAACUGGUAUUUCAUUUCAAUUCUAAAAUUUGAAUUUUUGAUUUUCAAAUGACAAGGGGAGACGUGGAUUUGCAGUUGAGCUUAGUAAUGAAUUAGAUGGAAUUCG